Desarmillaria tabescens is the source of this 2372-nucleotide messenger RNA. RefSeq names its product nitrogen permease regulator of amino acid transport activity 3-domain-containing protein. Bases 145 to 2259 code for a protein of 704 amino acids. The record is from RefSeq and is a predicted model, not a curated record. The transcript has 9 exons. Gene Ontology annotation, cellular component: GATOR1 complex. NCBI's taxonomy places the organism in Eukaryota, Fungi, Basidiomycota, Agaricomycetes, Agaricales, Physalacriaceae. Gene Ontology annotation, biological process: positive regulation of autophagy; TORC1 signaling; negative regulation of TORC1 signaling.
CGCCACGCCCACAUGCACUGACAACUUGAAGGCGUCUGUGCGUCGUAGGUCCCUCUCUCGGUGCACGAGGUCAUCUCUACGGUAAGAAGAGCGCAUUGUCUAUAUUCUGCACCUUCCAUGUAACUUUUCUAACGAUCUGAAAUUAUGGCGGACACAUUGCUUGCCAUUUUACUCGUGACGACGUCUGCGAAAGAGGCGAAUCUCGUGUACCAGUGGCCUGCAAAUCCCGAGUCCCUUCCAAGAUUGAGCAGACCGCAUCCAGAGCAUGCUUCGUCACUUAUUCAGCCUGAUAACGUCUGGAGGGCCUCCAACUUUGGUGAUGCUGGAGAUCCUUUGGACCUUCAACCACGUACACAAAUCAACGAGUCCGAGUACACGUGGAAACGUACCCAAUCUGUGCGCGACAGAUCGACUUCCAUGACCCGCUCAUCAUCCCAUCCUCCCUCUGGAAGGAACUCUCCGACACAAGAUCUGGAUUCCACCACCACCGAAGACGGAUACAACGCCCUCUUUGGAUAUUCAUCGUCCUUCCUAGCAGGCCUUCUAUGCCCGCAGAGGUCUAUGUGCCACCAGAAAUGCGAACUUCUCGUUGACGAUCUCGCUUUUAUCGGGCACCCCGUCUGUGACGACACGGACGGCAAAUGGCGCUUCAGACCUGAAAAUUCUGGGGUCGGCGCCAGAGGCAGGGAGACGAGAAGUCCUGGGUCAGAUGCCGAGGGAAGCCCAGAUAAGGCUUCACAGCAACACGCCCCGUCCAAUUCAACCUGGCUCCAGACUUUCAAUUUUGUGAUUGUCCUCGACCUACCGCAUCCUUCAUCCUCCACAUCAGGCAAUUACCUCAAGUACAUAGAUAUUGUAUACGAACAGAUCGUAUUCACGAUGACUGCCGUCCUUUAUCAAGAACAAGUCCUACACAAUUUCGUGGAGGAAGAAUGUGGUACACUGGGUUCACUCAAGGAUAGUUGUAUGGCAAAAGGUGAACCGUUUUCGAACUUCAUGGACCAAGCUUUAGGAUUUUCCUCUAUCGCGCCGGCCAUGAAAGCGCUCUACGAAGCUAUCAAAUUGUCUACAAUGGCCUACGUCACGAUAAACAACAUUCCUCUCGAGUUGCAGCUUCCGCCAUUUCUGGAUCAAAUCCUGUACUCCGAAGAUGACGACCUUCAUCAGCCUGAGGAUGAAGAAUGGCAGAGUUGGGGCCCAGAAAUGGCUUUCGGCUGGAGACUGCCGGCGUUGGCGCCUUGGAAAGGUUUGCUGUUGCUAGACGACUCCUUGAACCUCAGGACACCUCACAUCGAUGGCGAUGAUCACAAUAUGAUUGAAGGCCUAGUAAAAUUCAUGGAGAUUGCGUCUAUUACACUUUCGCUGGCCGACAUGGGCACCCUGUUAGACUGGGACCUAGAGUCGCAGUUGUUCCCGACCGUUCGUUGGCUCGUUCAACAUCGGCGGGCAAAGGUUGUCGAUAUCGUACACACCGGACUGAAGACUUUAUUCAUUCUUCCUCCGAAACUUCCAGCACCUGUACGGCAACUGACCUUUGAAUUCGAGAAAGAAUUUGCCCUACAGCCAGUGUCCUCCCUUCCCGAAAUACUAUCUGCGAUAUCGACCUCGUCUGGUACACACUUCUUUGACGUCGUUGUCCAGUCCAAGGCCCUGAUACCUUCGUAUCAAAACGUAAUUGCAUGGAUGCUCAAACGCGAUUUACUCGUCGCCCUCCACCUCCGCGUACGCAUAGUCGCUACCAAGGAGCUCAAAUUACGCGUCAAGCACCGCAUCGAGAAAGCCCGGGCGAAAAAGGCCAAUAAGAACCGGAGCAAACUAUCCCAGGAAGUCGACACGGACUACUCGCCGCCUAUGACAUCGAUGACAUGGCUCUCCUUAUCGCCAAAGGCUGCGCGCGCGUAUUCACGUGGUGCAUCAACGGAAUCCGAGAGGAGCAGAGUGGAAGUUGACGACCAAGAUGAGCUCGAGGAGGAGGAACAGGAGUGGGAUUCUGGAUGGGACACGAACGAUGAUAAUUUGACGUCGUCCAUAAUCAAGGACCCAAGUCGUGCGACGCCUCUGCAGCGUCAAUGGCUCUCAGCCAUGUCAGAAGGCAAGGACGCUCUCAUCGCUAAGCGAUUUGAUCAUAUCAAUCAGUAUUUCGACGGGAAGCGGACGGAUGAUGAGAUCUUGUACCGUGCUGAAAUCUCACGCAAGCAGCUUCGACAAUUACUUCACCAUUAUGACGAAUAUCUUCAAACUUUCUUACAUCCGUCAUAAUGUCGUCAGCCCGCAAUAUGUAUGAUAUUUAUACAUGAGUUAAUGAACAUAGGUACAACAGUGGCUCCCGUCCUAUAUACAUAAUACUACAACCAUAACAAUCUAGAAAAACA